ACUAUCACAUGAAUCUGGACUCAACACUGGAUGUGAAAAAAGUUUGGAGGUCUCGCUCAACUCUCUUCUCUCUAAGCCAGAUUCAUUUAUGUGUUUUUAAUUUCACCACCAGAGGCUUUUUUGCAUCGGAAAUCAGCGUCCACCAGAGUGAUUUUCUCUCUCGGCUGAUCAUUUUCCAGUUGUAUUUUCCCCUCUGCAGGACUACAGAGUUGAAGAGAGGGAGAGGAGGGGGGGACAGUCUGGCUGCUUGAAGGUAUGUGGGAGGCAUGUAACGUGUUGUGCACUUCUCACAUUGAUUUUAGUCUUCGUCUCGGGCUUAAAACCACACUCUUUCGACUUCUUUACGUGGACGUUGCGUUUCUGUUUACAGCAAAUUAACUUCCGAGCGGUAACAACUCAAAACAGACGCACAAGGACACAAAAGUUCAAAUGGGGUGGGGGGGUGGGGAGUGGGGUUGAGAAGUGUAAACAAAUCCGAUCAUAACUCCAGACGCAUCAAGUCUGAACAGGCCUCGCGUUUAUUCUUUCUCCCCGUGUGUGUCUUUUCCCCGUUUGUUUGUUUGUUUGUGUGAUUGAACUUUUUUUCUUCAGAUUUGUUGCGACACUAAACUUUGGCGACAUGGACGCGCACCGCGGCGGCGCGCCUCCGGCCGGGCAGCAGAUCGUGCACGUCCGCGGGGACUCGCAGACAGAGCUGGAGGCCCUGUUCAGCGCCGUGAUGAACCCCAGCAAGUCGGCCAGACAGCCGGCCUCUCUGCCCAUGAGAAUGAGGAAGCUGCCGGACUCCUUCUUCAGGCAGCCGGACUCCCGGGGACACUCCAGACAAGUACUUCCUCUGACCCUCAUGUGUCCUGAUACAAACUACUUAUUGUACAGCUGCCCUCACAUAGGCUUCACAUUAAGAGACCAUAAAAUAUGAAGAGGCUAACAAUACUAUUUUUUAAAAUAGAAGUUAACUUUCUCUAGAUUUUUGUCCAUCUCUACCUGUUGGAAACUAGAAACUACAAACACUGAUCCAAAAUAAUGAAAAUAAUGACAGUAUCCACUUUUAAUGAAACUGCAGAUUAUUUCUAUAGUUGGAAAAAGUAUUUGUUUACCACACAAGUGUAAGAGAAAUGUACGAAGAAAGGGGUUGUCCCCCUAAAACAUAAGGUAAUGUCAUAAAACAUUUUGAAUUUAACUAAAAGCUCAAAUAUUCCAGCUGUAUUACAGUCUUUUGAUCGAAAACAUGAAUAAUUCCUCAUUUGUGAUUUUGUUUUUUUCGUCUGUGACUGCUAUCAGGAAGGCACUUGUUAGACUUGUUUAAACAUUAUUCAGUCUGUAAUACGAGAAAAGAAGUUGUCAGGUAAAGCAGAUUGACAGAACAAAACUACUCACAAAAGUUGGCACUUCAUUAACUUUGUUGAGGAUGGGUAAGAUCCCUCCAUCUGAAGCUAAAUUAAAUACUGUCAUACUUUUAUAAAGGCAUGUAAAUCGAGAGUUUACUCAAAAAAAUCAGCCCUGUAGGAUAAUACUAGCUCAAGGUAGUCUCUAACAGUUAUACGAACAAUAUAUAUAAUAUAUUGCUACAUUGCUUCAUUGCUGUACAAUGUACAUAGCAUUGUACAUAGCCGUUCAUCGACUAUGGCAAUAAAACCCCUUCUGAGUUCUGAGUAUAAAGUAGAUAUCACUUUCAUUUUGGAGAAACUCUAAUGCACAUUACUUAGUAACGUUUUGUAAAAUAAUCAAGAGGAUUACCAAUACCAGAAAUAAUUGACUGUUAAUAAUCUUUGUCUCCAGCGUAAGUUUAAGUGUCCACUUGUUAGGCUUUUGCCUGAUCUCUGAUUAUGAUUAUGCUAAUUCUUUUUUUUUAAUUUUAGAUUCACUUUUUAUUUAAAAGGAACUUAGAUUCCUUACAUGCACAAAACAUCUCUUGUGACUGUUAAAAUGUUGCAAAAUUCAUUACAAGUAUUCACAUCACAUUUCGAUGAUUCCUUCCACAUUGAUCCUGGAUGUUUAACUGAAGAAAGUCUCAAUGUCUUAACCCAUGGUGCCUCUCAAUUUUUUCUCUCAUCGUUAUAACACAUAUCACAAAAACAAAAACUGAACCUAACAGGGAGCCCACACAGACAUCAUUAAAGGUUAAAGGUAUCUUAGUUUUCAAAGAGAAAAAAAAGGGUUCAUCACAAAUUUAGACAAAAUCUGAUCUUACAGGCUUCACAUACUCCGUCCAUUUAGACCACACUUGAUAAAAUUUUUCUCUUCGUAAUUUGAGGGAAAAUGAAAAUUUUUUCAUAAUAUAAAUCUCAUGUGUAACAUCCAUUCAGUCCUCAAUGGUCGGUGGGUCUGCCUUAAACCAUUUUCUUGUGAUAGAUUUUUUACAAGCUGCCAGUAAAAUACUCAGAAGUUUCCUGUCACUGAAAUUCAAACUCUCAUAUUGUAUAUCACAUAAGUACAUUGAUUCAAAAUUGAAUACGACGCUUGUACCAAAAAAAUUCUCAAUAUGUUCAUAAAUCUCCUCCCAGUAUUUUUUAAUAAUCUGGCAGUCCCAGAAAAUAUGAAAUUGAUUGGCUUCCUUGGUCCCACAAAGCCUCCAGCAAACAUCACCACUUCCCUGAUAUCUUUUCUGAACUGGUUUAAAAAAGAAACGUGCAGUGUUCUGUUCAGGGCUUUUGAUUCGUGCGCCUUUUCUGAUACAUCUAUGUUUGUCUGGUACAUUGUUUCGUCAUCGAGCAGUUCUUGAUUAACUGAGCAUCUGUUACUCAGGCAGCAACUAUCCAAAUGCCAAAAAGUGACACACCUCACUGUUUUUCUAAUCAUGAUACAUUUUAAACCGUCUAAACUGCAAGAUUACUCAUGAUGGGAGGUUGUGGGAAAAUCUUAAGAAUAACAAAAAGGAACAACAGUUACAAGACGGCCUUUUACCGACUCUGUUAGCACAGAGUUAACACAGAGUUUCUUUUUAGAUGUAGAAAAGAGAUAGAUGUAACUCUUCAAUUAAAUCUAGAGCACCCUUUUUUCACUUUUGAUCUACUGGAGGGGCUUUCAAUCUUGCCGACAGCAUCAAUCUACUUUGUUGUGAAUUAUAAACCUGUCUUUAAGCUCAUGUUUCUAUUUUGCUUUCCAUCUAAAUCUUUUCUUUCUCUCCUGAUUCAUGUUCCUUAUUGUUGAUUGUGUCAGUCAUCAGAGCCCUGUUUGUUUCUCGUCAGGCCAGUUCAGAUGGAGGUGUGUGCGGCUCCCUCACUCCCCAUCAUGUCCGCGCCCAUUCCUCCCCUGCCUCCCUCCCGGUGAACUCCCUCUCCACUCAAGCAGCUGAUGUAGCAGCAACACCAAUCAUACCUGAUGAUGUGCCACUCCCCCACGGUUGGGAAAUGGCCAAAACGCCUACUGGCCAACGUUACUUCCUCAAGUAAGGCUGAACCUUUAUCACUCUGCAGGUUACUUGGAGAGUUCAGUCUUAAAGUACUCAUCUUUUUCUGAAAUGACCCUUCUAAUCAGAUAAUAUCAUCUAUACUAGAGGAAAAUAGAGGAGAGAGACAUGCAGUGCUGCAGAGAUUACCAGGACUCAGACUUGUCAGCUGCAAUAAAACAGAAUUUGUUUUAACUAGUUUUGCAGUCAGUCGGUUUAAAUCAUAAAAACACAUGGCCUGACAGCUCACUCACCUGUCAAAGGCUACCGUAGUUCGUCUGAGUGAGCGUGUAGACGCACACGCACAUCAGGUUGUACAGGUACAGCAGGUCUAGAGCGAAACGUGCCCUGCGCCUCUUAUCUAUCAGGUUGUAUUGGUUAAACAGACACAGAUAUGUUUGGACUUGUGUGUUUGCAGUCACCUGGAAAAGACAACAACUUGGCAUGACCCCCGACUCGCGCAGCUCCAGUCUGCCGCGGCUCAGCUUCCAAUCGCCGGCACUCCGAUCCACGCCCACUCCCUCAGCAACCCAGCACCUACUACACAACCACAAAACAUCAAUCAAGACACAGGUAUCACUCUGCCCCCCUCUGAACAUCCAGUUUAUCUCUUCAAGACAGGACCUGCUUUUCAUGCUUGAACUAAUUUGACAACUAAGACGAGGUCUCUUGCUGGGUGCGUGUCUUCUUUGGGAUUCCCUCUUUAUGUCAGUGUCCAUCACCCCACCAACUCUUGUGCUGCGAGGAAUUAACUGUAAUAAAUUAGACUUUAGAUUGGCUUAUGAUGGAAAAACCUGAAGAUUGAGAGAAAUGAAUUGUUAAAAAUCCUGUUAGAAGAAAUUCAAACAUUUAAGAUACAAAAUUUUGAAAAUGUAAGAAGUUUCCUGACUUGUAUUGUUUUUAAUUUAAGAACUGUUAGUCCACCCAUUAAAAACACUUACUUGAUUCUAGUAUUUGUUUGUUUUUUAGUGGUGGGUAGAUGCAAAAAUAAAAUGAGGAUGCAGGCAUGUGAGAUGAUACUACAGAUGAGGUCUCCUGUUGGACUUUUUCAGCCUCUUAAGGGGCAGGUUUGAAGUUUUGGGCUUACAGUAGAAGCAUGUAUACAUGAAAGUGAUGUGUAUUUAUCAUUUUAGAGACAGAAUCACCAAAAACUGUGAACCUUCAAUUUAUGUCAAAUGUAUCAUAAGAGACUCAACUCAUUGAUUGGCCAACCUUCACCUCCAUUGACUCAUUGGUAAUGUCUAUGUCAACCCUUAGUAGUUGUCUGAGGUGUGAAAUUACGGUGAUUGAUCAAAUUCACUAGUUGACUAUUUCCUCUGAUCUGACUUCCAUGGUACACAGUUAAAAUGCAAAAAAAAGGCGAUCAAAAUCAAAGAUUACAAGACGCUUGAAACAAAGCUAAUGCUACUGUUUGCUAGGGAAAGACUUUCCUUCAUAGUUUGGUUAGUUUAGUUAGUUUAGUUUAGUUUAGUUUUAUUAAACAGAGCUGUGUACAUUUUAGCCUAGUAGUAAUGCUAGCUAGGAGGCUAGUGGAUGCAUUAGCUGAUUCCUAAAGGUAGCUAAUGUGUUAGCAAAUGAGUUCUUGCACUGUUAUCCUUUCAGUAAAAGCAGCUGGGCGUUUUGCUUUUCAUGUUAUAGAGUCUUAACACUAUUAGCCAGGGAAUUGUAAAAGGCUAACGUUAGCUUUUGUCCAACUGUUCCUUACAUGAACUAAAAUAUGUUGCUAGACCUAAAACAUAACCUAUUAUCCUCCCCUCUUUUUUCACCAAUCCCUGCCUUUUCAGCUGUUUUGAUUAUAAAAGUGAAAUCAUACUAUCAUGUUUUGCGCAUGUAAACAAUGCACAGCUUGCAACGCAGCAAAACAACAUUAUUAAUUCAUUUGAGAGAAAAGGGAAAGUGGCUUCAGUGUGAAUUUAUGAUGAUGCUUUUGGUGUAACUCUGGGUUAUAUACAAACAGACCCCAAGAAAAUUUUGUCAAGAGAAAUAAAUGUUGAUUUUUUUUUAUGUUGUAACAGAUCCCUAAAGAACAUACUUCUUUUUAUCAAAAGCAGUGCAUAUUACUUGCAUACUUUAAACUAACUAGCUGAAGUGUUUUAUGAUCACCCACUGAAUUCCAGAGAUAUAUGCAAAGGUUCAUAAUAUUUCAUCCUGCAGACUUUACUAUACCCUAGCUAUUUACCCACUAACUUUCACUUCUACUUCUAUAACUCUACAAACUAGAAACUACACAGACAUUUAAGGACGUGGGCCAGGUCUACUUUUAACUCUCCAUGCACUCCAUCCACCAUUUGCCUUCUCACUGUGUACUUUCACUGCUGUUCAGGUCCACUGCCUGAAGGCUGGGAGCAGGCUGUGACUGCAGAAGGAGAGGUGUACUACAUCGAUCACAUAAAUAAGACCACCUCAUGGGUCGACCCGUGUCUAGGUAGCAAACCAUCAAAUUUGUGUCUCCUGAGUUGACAAUUCUUGUUCGUCAAUAAGAAAAUAUUUUGUUCCAAUGUCCACCAUCAAAAGUUGCUUUUUGGCAAAAGAAUUUAGAAAGAUCGCAAAGUUCUGACUACAUGUUCCUUGUAUGUGUCAUGGCAGAAAUGCUUGACUCCAGUGGACUUACUGACUGUCCUGUCAAAAAGUUCUCCUCCUAUGAAUUUUAUGUUUCAGUUCAGAAGAUGAACCCUGGUCUCCUCGGACUGGCACUGCAGCAAAGGCAGGAAAAGGAAAGACUCAGAAUCAAACAACAAGGCCUCCCUCCACAAAUACCACCACAGGUCAGACACUGACUAAAGUGAACCUUGGUGAACUUAUAAUAAAGGUGUUUCUAGUGUUGUUUUGUUGUAACAUGUGAAGUAUUGAGAUUGGAUUUGACAGAAAUAUAAAUGUUUGUGUUACAGGAUGCAGGAGGAAGGAACCAGAUGCAUGGUGGGAUGGACCAUGACAGGAACACACAGACGCUUGUCCCAUCUCUGGAUGUGAGGAUCAGAUCCUCGAACCAUGAACCCACUCUGAAUGGGUGAGUAACUAUCAUUAUUUAAACUAUUAUUUAAGUAAAAUCAGCUAAAGAUAUCCAUAAAUCAUAUGGAAAGAGCUUCAUUUCUUGAGUUUUUGCGCAAAAAUCUACUCAAAAAGAGGUUAAAAAUGUACAGUCAUGCAUUGUGCUGCCACUACUACUCAGUUGAAAUUAUUCAGUCCCUUUUGUGCAGCUUAAAGUGUUGAGAAGUGACAUUUUACAACUCAGCAACAGUGAGUCUCUCCAGGCAAAAUCUCAAAGCUUCCCUGAACAAUAACUCCUUUUCACUGCCAUCAGUUUUCAUGAAAUGCAUUUCUGUGUAGUUCAAAAAUGGCUUCAGGAGGAAAUGCUGCAUAUGUAACACCCAUAAAGGUUCAUUGUAAGUUCAGCUGAUAUUUGUCCAUAGUAGAUUGUAAUCAUAUAUGAAGGAAUGUUUUUUUUUUUCAUAUUUGUUCUUGUUCAGCGCUCACUCUCGCAACGAGAGCACCGACAGUGGACUGAGCGUCAGCAGCUUACCCCGGACGUCUGACCACAUGUUGAGCUCUGUGGAUCAUAUGGACACCGGUAAUACCGCACACACACUAACACAAAAACACACACACCAAAGUCAAGGUAGUCUAUGUAAAAUAACUUCAGUUUUACCACAAUAAAAAUGAUGAACACUGUGCACAGACGCGACCUUUAUUGAUCAAAAUCUACUUUGAGGUAAAUAGGAUGCUGUUUAUUUUGUGAGCAUAGAGCUUAAAACACAUAGUUGACUUAGCCUGGCCUAAAUGCAUCUUAUUAACAUUAUAUUGGUAUAUCUGAUAUGUAUCUACAUUGUUUAUUAUAGAACCAAGAACCGUUGUAUGAUCCUCUUAUUGAUGGUGAACACAGUCUUUGCACUCCCAGCUAUUGUCUUUAAAUCUGCUUGAAAUAUAUGGAAACGCUUUAUGAAUGUGAGUCAGUGAUAAUGCUAGCAAUAACAGAAGAAGGAGCUGCAGAAAAGUUAAUUAUUUAUACAAAGUCAUGCACUAUAGAUCACAGCCUUAAGCGGCAGCUACCUUGGAUGGCAAAAAGUUUACAAGUAGGAUCCAAGUGAGGUCUCAGUUAUUAUUAUGAAUUCAUCUCUUAUUGGUGCACUUCUUUAGCUUACAAUGUUUUUGUACAUUCACAGGCUGAUUCAUAUAAGGGUUUUGCUGCUUAAUCUGUGCAAAUGAGACAGAGAGAUAUCACAAAAUGCUUGCAAAAGGGUGAAAUACAACUCUGAACUGUGCUGCAAAAGUUGUAGCAUUUGUCCAAAUAUGCUGUUUGCACUUAUUGAAAUGAGCCAUGCAUUCAGUUCUGCAAAACUGCUGCCUUGUUUAGCAAGUAGACCUCAAUGCAUAAAAGGUCUAAAUCUCAAACACAAGUGCUUACAGUUACACACAGUAUGAGUGGAAUUUUUACCCUCUGCUGGAGGUUCCUACUAACUGCACCUCACUAUCUAUAAGGGAUCAUCUAUUUAAACUCUCUGUGAUAAGAAGAUUUCUACCUCUGAAUUACCUAGAAAGAAUAGAUCUUUACACAGUGUAUUCAUAUUUCCUUGACCUGGCUAUUAUGGUUGUAAGCAGAACUUAAAUAAUUCAGGCAUCUUCUGUCAAAGAUUCCAAUCCAGUACACACAAAAAAGCCUUGUUGUGAAAGGUGAAAUUUCAAAUCUGCCAUCUAUUAGCUGGACAAUAAAUCAGUAUAGUUUGGACAUAUGAUGUGCAUGUCUUUGUGCUAUUGGUGGCCAAAAUCUACUCUCAGUUACCCUGUGAUUUCCACUUUCUAACUAUUUUCCUUUUCUUCUUUAACUUCUCCAGGUGACUCCGGUGAAACCUCCAUGACCUUACAGGAGUCGAUGCCUGUGCUCCCGAUGACCGAGGGCGAAGAGCUGAUGCCCUGCAUCCCCGAGGGUCUCAGUUCAGACCUUCUGAUGGACAUGGAAACUGUUCUCUCUGGGUCACACAUGGACAGAGACAGCCUGCUCACCUGGCUAUAGACAGCACCCAGACAAAUCUGCAUAACGAGACUGAGAAAUCUGAAGGAGUAUUGGCUUCCUACGUGGUACAGAACAACACUACCAAUAGAAUACUGUUGUGUGAUGGAGAUCUAACAACGCUAUUCGCAGCAGGAGGAAAGACAAAACCUGGCUCACAUGGAGGGUGGUAAGCUCCUGGUAUUCUCCUCUUCUUUGGCCUUAUUUUACAGUGAUGCAUGACGGACCAUCCGAUUUUACAUUACUCCUUUUAGUCAUGCACCUCAGACUGCUCAACAUCUUUUUGGUAAAAUGCUUUACGUGUCAUUUUAAAGUGCAAAUUUGUAUUAUUUUCUCACUGGGGUUACACUUUAAAAAGUUGUGUUAAGUCAAGAAAGUGUGCAGUUAUGCCAAGAAUAGACACAAUCCUUACCCACAAGAUACUAAUGAAUGACAGAAAAUACACAGCCUGUGGGGCGGAAGGCCAACAUGUAGUGCUUUGACAUUUAAAAAGCCUGUGACUUUUGGCUUGAACUCAAGAUAGAUGGUUGUCCAAAGUAUGUGCUUCGGAGGUUUCUGUGACACUAAAAGAUGAAUGAAAUAGUUUACCUGGAUAUACACUACACUGCAUCAUGUUAUGUCUCAGAGCUGACACUACUGCUGCUACAGACCAGCAGGGGCAAAGGAUGCACUCAGAGGAAGAUGAAGAACACUAAAAGGAGAUGUAUUUACUCUCAAACAUUGGGACGCUAUAUUUUAAAAUGUUCAUAAGCCAAAAACAGUAUUAAAACACACAUGCUAACAACCAGGAUUUACAAAUGUGUGCUUUUUGAAGAAUGGAGCGGAAGAAGAAAAGCUGUAUCUUAAGUAACCGUGACAACCUGAACCCUAAAACAUCUCAACCCUUCAGGUUCAGAGAAAUAAAGACCACAGGCGUGUCCCUCUGUAGCUUAAACUAAUGGCACUAAAACCACAGUGUGGUGUGGGUUCAGUGUCUCUCUUUACAGAAAUGAGCACUGGAGUUCCCAAAGAAUGUCUACAGGAAAUGAGGACAUGUCCAGAGUGAUGCAGUCCAACACAAUUCAGGAUUUCCUCCAGGAAACUAAAACCCUCACGCAUGUGGUCUGACACACAAGCUUCACUACGUAUACACAGGGAUGUACAAAAUAGCAUCAUCUGUUUCUCUGUGGUUAGUUUGAUUUCAGGAGUGUAUUAUUUUUUCAGAAUAUUGGCCCAUCUCUGUGUUCAAACUAAAAUAACAUUAUUUCAUAAGUUCAGUUUUUUUUUUUUAACUUAGUUCACAUUGUUGUGUUUGAAUGUAUUUUAUUGUGAAAGUUCCUGUCUUUUGAUCCACUCCAGCAUUGAUUCUGAGCUUCACAGGAGUAGUGUUACUUGAGGAUUGGUAGUAUUGGUUGGUGUUGUUCUUCAACUUAAACAUCAUCGUCCACUUGUCAAAGCUUGUUUUUUCCCCCUUUGUGUGUGCAGUGGAGAUGUACUCGGCUCUAAAGUGGCUUCUCAAACACUAAUCAGAAGUAUUCAAUUAAUCAGCCAGAGACUUUGGGAUGAAAUGGUUUUAUUCCUUUUCCUAGCUUUACCAUUAGCUUAUAGACAUUCCUGAUGUUUAUUUUCUCUUUUAUUCAGUUACCUGCACAAGAGACACACAGCUGAGUUCCUGAGUUUUAGUCCUGUCACAACAAAUGGUCUGCACUUCAUACUUUCACUGACUGUAUUUUGAGGACAGUUUUACAAAUUCAGAUUUUCACACAAGCUUUCUUUUCCUAAAAAGCCUCUGUUGCUCUCUGUUGAUGUUCUAAAAUCAGUCAGAAGACUCAUAAAACAUGUUUAAGUUAUUGGUCAGUGACCUAUAAAACAAAACAAAUCUGCUUAAUAGAUCACACUGUCCUCAUAUUUUUCUUAAAACAUAAUUUAAAAAAUAUCUCUCCUUACUGAUAUCAAAAUUAUAGGAGUAAUCAAAAUAAAAGGAGCGUGAAUUUUACAAACAUUUUACUGUCACCAACAAUAAAAUCCUUAAUUUAACUGUUGAUGGAUAAAAGGCUUUAAAUCCUUUUUCAGUCCAGAGUAUUUUACACCAAAUUCAAAAGUCACUUGAUCCAUAUCUUUCUAUGGUGUGACAUUAUAAAUAACUGAAACUGAUUAUAGAUUGUAUCAAGUACCAAUAUUUCGUAUAGAUGUAUGUACAUGACUGGAUUUGAUGUGGUGGUCAGCAAACAUAAUAAGUCAUUGAAAACUUCUAAAUUAGAACAGCAAAAUGUCCAGCGGUUAUGAAAAGUCUAUGAGAUCACUUUUUUUUAAAAACAUGCCAAAACAUGAAAAUAUGUGCCAAUGAAGUGUUUUAAUUCACUACCACUCCACAGAGUUUAAAUUUCCCCUGUCCUUGGCUUCAGUUUUCCACUCUUGACCAGUUGGUUUUUAAUGGGACAGAGGAAAACGUGCUUUUGAAAGUGACCAUUUAAUGUACUAGACCUAACUUGAGUCUCCUUAGAAAUGCAACAAACUAACUGCGGAUGCGGUGUUUCGAUGUAUUUUGCCCUAUCUGCGAGUUUUAAGUGGUGAUGUAACACAAAAGCAAUCAUUCAUCAGGGGAGCCCUUCAGUUCUUCUCUAAUAGUUAAACCAUAUAAUGAGUAUAUAACCUGUAUUUUUUUUCUGCUGGGUUGUUUCUGCAGUGUGUGUUUUAAAGUUGUAUGAAUUUGAAGCUGUUGAUCAUCGGUGGGUGAUCAUUUUUUAACCAGCUUUCUUUUUAUAUAAACAUAUAUAUUCAUGAAGACUUGCAACAUCAUGAAUAAAUUGUCAAGUGAACUUCUUUAAAUGAAAGUACCAUGGGCCUGUUGCGUCAUAUCGUUCAUACAAAUAAUACAACACACUACCUAGCCUAUUAUUUAUCUUAGCAUGCUUGAGACCUGCAAUGUAUGUUACAUAUAAUAAUGCUAAUUAUCCUAUUUACAGAGAGUUUGGAGGCAAUCAGGCUUGUUUUGUACCUUUUUAUGCAUGUGCUUUAAUAAAUAUGUUUCUUCUCACUCUCACUGUAAUAAUUUUAAAAGGAGUUUGUGAUUAAUAAACUUUCAAAUGCACCACAA
Xyrichtys novacula (pearly razorfish) is the source of this 11469-nucleotide messenger RNA. The record is from the annotation of a GenBank genome assembly. Lineage: Eukaryota; Metazoa; Chordata; Actinopteri; Labriformes; Labridae.